GGAAGCGGAGGCGGAAGAGGCGGCGCUGGCAUUCCGCGCGUGCCGUGCCGGGCUCGGUGGAGGAUGCCGCGGCGCGGCGCAGCAGGCGUUUGUUUGAGCUGGGUGGCACCGGCAGGGUGGCUGUGCCGCUUGUACCAGUGGCAGGUGUGGCAGCAAUCAGUGUGUGGGUGGCUAGGACCCGCUCAACGGUCGGAGCUGGGAGUGGCUGGGCGCAGCGGUCACGACACGGGUGCCGCGGCGGAAAAGUGGGUCGCGAGUGGGCCUGUAGGAGCGGCGUUGGGGCUGCAGCUGCUGGCCUGACGGGCUGGGCAAACAACCACCUAGCCGCCCCCUCGCCGCGUUGGGAUGGCAUGGAAGAUGAGGGUCGCUGGUUGGGGACGGGUGUAAGGUCCGGCUGGUUCCACGACGCGGGAGUUGGUGAGCAUUGUGCUUCAGGCGCGUCACUGUGAGGGAAAUGAAGUGGCAGGACUGGCGGUGGCAACAUAUGAAGGCAGCGCUGAACCUCGCACGUAAUGGCGCAUGCUCUCCUUGCAAUGCAAGGAAGCAGGAGCCGCGAGAGGCGCACAGCCUGAUACACGUUGGCUGCCGCCGACCUAAAGCAAUUUACCUGCUUCUUUUGCUUCCUUUGGCGCGCCACAUGCACGUGACGCCAUGCCGGUCGUGCGCCCCGGCCCCUAGGCGCCGGGUGUGGUGUGCGUGUGUUGGACUUGAGGAUGCGGUUGGCUGUGCUCAGCCUCUUAUACUUGCUGACGCUGACUACUGAACGUAUGAGAAGUAUUGGGUCUCACCAAGGCCGCUGCGUGUGGUUGUGGACGGCCACUGCGUACAGGCUGCCGCGAACACAGCAUUGCAAAGGAGGGCGGUGUAGGCAGCAGUGAGCGGAAACUUCAAGGGAUUCAGGAGUGGGACAAGCCAGGACAGCGCAGCAUUGCCUUCUGGUGGUUAGCUACGUCAGUGCUCUGUUGCACGGCGCAUUUCGGCACUUGGCGACAUGUGCGACAAGUCGUCAAAGUGACGGCUGUGUAACGGCGAUGAGAU
Molecule: messenger RNA, 1038 nt
Organism: Chlamydomonas reinhardtii
Lineage: Eukaryota; Viridiplantae; Chlorophyta; Chlorophyceae; Chlamydomonadales; Chlamydomonadaceae
Exons: 1
Coding region: 64-300 (78 amino acids)
Source: RefSeq, a predicted model, not a curated record